Molecule: messenger RNA, 2110 nt
Organism: Gambusia affinis (western mosquitofish)
Lineage: Eukaryota; Metazoa; Chordata; Actinopteri; Cyprinodontiformes; Poeciliidae
Exons: 3
Coding region: 222-2087 (621 amino acids)
Source: RefSeq, a predicted model, not a curated record
AGGGCGGUAACAAAAGCGACUCAGCGGUGGGCCGGAGACGUCCCCAGGUUGAGAGGGCACCUAUUCAAACACCGGUGCCCGGAAUUGAGGGGAACGUCUCCGGCCGGAGGUCCCAGCCUUGGGCGGAAGUGACGCCAGGCAUAAUUUCCUGCGGGCUGUGUAUAUAAGCGGGUGGAUUGCACCUGCUUCUUCCCCAUUGCUAUCGGAUCUUCCACGGAGAGAUGACGGCUUCCAAGUACAGGUAUCGUUGCCCUCUUUGUAAGGUGAAAUACCGCCAUAUGAGAGAUCACCUCGAAGACACCCACGGCGUCAAGAACAAGCGGGAGCGGCGCAUCCUGCUUGCCCAGGCAACGGGCAGGGUCUCGGUACGGGGGAUGCCCUGCCCGCUGCCCGGCUGCCGCUACCAGGGUUCGUGGGUUUACCACCACUUGCUCGAGGGCCACCGCGACAUCAGGCAGGCGGAGAAGAGGCGGGCCCUUCGGGUUUUGCGACGGAGGCGGACUGUCCAGCUUUUGAGGGAGCUCCGAGCGACCAGACCACACCCACGCCUUGCUUCGCGGCUGGAUCUGGACGCCCAGGAGCAACCGGCCUCUCCAGCUCGCAGCCCACCAUCUCCGGCGAGGACACCAUCGCCGGGAGGCCCGCCCCGCUCUCCACCGGCCUCUCCAGGGCCCAGACCACCAUCUCCGGGCAGGACACCAUCCCCGGAGCGCUCUCCACCAGCCAGCAGACCACCUCUGGCCAGAACACCAUCCCCGGAGCGCUCUCCACCACCGGCCAGCCCACCACCUCUGGCCAGAACACCAUCCCCGGCAGCUAGCUCUCCAGCAGCGAGCCCAGCUCCCUCUCCACCGGUGAGCCCGCCCCGCUUCUCACCUUCUCCGCCCCGGCCUUCGCCGGACCGGCUGCCGCCCUCUGGCCGCCAGCAGGACGACGAGGAGGAGGAACGCCAGCUCCCUACCUCCACCACGGUUGGUAGAACGCUCGAUUUCCCUGUGGUUGUAGACAGGUACCUGGAUGAGUACAGGACACAUCUAGUCGGUGCUAUGCCCUCUUCAAAGCACCUCGAAAAUGUUACCUCAAAGAUGGGAAGAUUGCGGGCCUUCCUGGCCCACAUGGCCUCGGAGAAGACCGGGCUCGGUUCCUGGAGGUUCCUUAACGACGCAGCGCGCGUCCUCAGUUGGCCGGCAGACCUGACCGGCCGGGGUAGGGCCAUAACCACUGUCAAAGUUUACCUUGUGAACGUCCGACAGUUUAUGACAUACUUCUCCGAGACACCACCGCGGAGCUCCAGGCUUUCAAAGACACAGAUUGUGUCCAUCAUCCGAGCCCUGAAGCAAGCGAACAACCAGAUAGGAACGCCCGUGCUUCUGCAACAACUGCGGGUGAUGGGGGAAAAAGUGCAGCGCUGUGUAACCCCAGACAUUCUCCGCAGGUGCUUUGGCCAGUGUCACACCUGGAUCCCGAGGCUUUUAGAGCGAUCAUCGCGGAGGAGGGACGACAUUUCGCUCAGACACCUACUCUAUGGGUUUCUCGCGACCUUCCUGGCUUCCACCUCCGGCCAUCGAGCAGGGGUCGUAACCAACAUGACGGUGCAGGAGGUGGGGGAAGCUAGGAGGUCGUCGUCCCCGGACUCUCCCGGGGUGGUAAUCAAUGUUACCAACCACAAGACCGCAAGGGCCUUUGGCUGUGCCCAGUUGUUCCUGACGCACGAGGAGUUCGGCUGGUUCGAGGCGUGGAUGCGCAUCCGAGCAAAGCUGAAACCCAACACCGACCUCGUAAUGUUCAACACCAAUCACCGGCGCGUUAACAACAUCACAGCCUUCGCCAGGAGGGCAUGGAAGGCCAUGAUGCUACCUGGUAAUCCUUCACUCACAGACCUGCGUACAGCUGUGGCCACGAUGUCCAGAAACACACAAUGCAGCGACGUACGCAACCAGAUGUCAAAGGUCAUGUGCCACGACACUCGGACCGCCGACAAGUUCUACGCCCUCCAGCUAGAUGUCAACCAGAUGGCUGAGAUGCGGAGAAGAUUCGACCAAGCCCGGGAAACAGCUCCGGAGCCUGCAUUUCCGCCUUCCCAAUGACUGAAUAAACUUUGUGCAACUGA